Magallana angulata is the source of this 1450-nucleotide messenger RNA. RefSeq lists its product as uncharacterized. NCBI's taxonomy places the organism in Eukaryota, Metazoa, Mollusca, Bivalvia, Ostreida, Ostreidae. The record is from RefSeq and is a predicted model, not a curated record. The transcript is spliced from 12 exons. Bases 1 to 1428 code for a protein of 475 amino acids.
AUGGUGCAAUUGAUCGUCGUAUGGAAGUUAUCAAGGUUUCCUCCGAUAUCUUAUCUAUUCUCUGAACGUAUUGUGUUUAUACAUGUAUGUAAAACAGACAUGACUGCAAACUGGAUUCCAAUAUUAGUUCUAUAUGUCUCCCAACAUAUAUUAGCUUGUGAUGACGUCAGCACAUCCGCCUGUCAGAAGUUUGCCGCACAAAACCCAGCGAUGUGUCACGAUGGGAGUUGUUACGCUACCCUGUGUCCAAGAACCUGUCACAAAUGUGCGUCUUUGAAAUGCUUCUCGUGUGGAACUGUGGCUAGACCUGAAAUGUGCAACACAACAAUAGAGUGUCCAAGCAAGGAUUUUGAAUGUAUUAUAGCAAAAUCCUUCACACAUGACUUUAGAGAAGAAUUUGCCCUUGGAUGUGCUUUACGAAGUGUUUGUGACAGUAACAACAGCGGAAUGUCGUGUUGUUCCACAGACUUUUGCAACAACAACCAGUCAAUAACAGCAAGAAAGCUUCCAAUCAAAAGGGAAAAUAAUGACAAAGCAGUGAGACAGACUGCUACCUCCUGUUCAGACAUUCAUGAAGACGGUUGUCGAGAUCUUCUUUCCACCGAUCCCAACAUAUGUGACACAACUUGUGCCAAAACACUUUGUCCUGUUACGUGUGGUGGCUGCAAACAGUGCUAUGACUGUGAAUUUGUUUCUGAUUCUAGUCAUUGUACCUCCAAACGUGUUUGUCAACCAGGGGAGUAUUGUUACCGGAUAGAAGCAGUCAGUGCGAACUUUGAGCACGGUUUUCGACUUGGAUGCGCAACAGAUAUUUUAUGCAGCAAAUUAACAUCGAUGGCGUUGAACGUGUUUGGACGAAAGCGAUCUGUAGCAGGUGAUUGUUGCCAUGGUAACCUAUGUAACGACCAUAUCAAAACCGUGACAACCACAACAAUGAUGGCGACAACACAACCGACAACUAAAAGAACAACAACAAGAACAACAUCUAAACAUCAUUCAUCAUGCCCGUGCGCAGGAACUGAUCAUUUUCAAGUCAACAAUGAGUGUUUCUUCGUCUCCAGUUCACACGGGACAAGGCAACAAGGAAAAGAUUACUGUAUAAGUCAUUGCGGGCAACUAGCCGCCUUUACAGACGAAUCCCAAUUGGAUACUGUCCGACACCGCAUCUACUCAUCAAGUCAUUUCCAUAAUCAUCAUUUCGACCACAUGUUUGUGGACGCUGUGAAACAUCACAAAAGUCACACACACCCUACAUACAUCUGGGAGUCCACUGGAAGGCCAGUCCCGACUAUUUUCCUGCGUCAUCGAAACAAUACCGCAACGUACAAUGACAUGUGUGCCGUCACAUCCGGUGUGCACUCGACUCACAUUCAGUCUGAGAGUUGCUCUGCUAAUCGUUAUGCUCUUUGUCAGCUUAGGAUGCAUUAAACAACGUUUGAUAUGUCCUUUU